AUGGAUAAUGGAGAAAUGUCUCCCAUAACAGCAACUCUCCAUCACCUGUUAUCUAUACCUAGAUUUCUAGGAACGUUUCCUAUCAACCAGAACGGUGAAUUCGUUCCAUAUCGGCUAAUAUUUUUAUUUGCUACUUGCAUAGCAUACAUAUAUUUUUCGGAUGUAGGUCUAUUGAUUGACCUAAAUUUAUCUUCUCUGAUGUUUGUUACAAGUAUUUUACUGCCAAUUAUUCAUGUUGUGUGUUUAUACACUAAGAUCUAUCACAUGAAAGAGGUUUAUUCUAAAUUCAGUCAUAUUGGAAAAUAUUAUCGAAGCAUUGAUGUGGAAUAUGAUUUCAGUUACAAGUGGAAACAUAAAUACUUGAACUUACUUUUGAUUCUACAGGUUUUCGUAACUGGUGUUUACAUGUAUCCAAAUGAAGCUCGAAACUUCUUAAUACAAUUUAUGUGGACAUAUAUUAGUAUUUACAGCCUUUAUGAUCAGAUAUUCAGUUUUCUAGCUGUAACAGCCAAUUCGAUUGUGUAUUUAAAGUACAUCACAGAUAACAGGGAACUUCUUAAGAAGAAAGAGAUCCUGACAUAUCUUUGUAAGCCAUUAGAGAAAGUUUUCAGUUUGCAAAUACUUUGUAGCAUGGGGAUAACAUUUUUCUAUUGCAUGAUAUAUAUAUAUAUAACUUUUGAAUUCGGACCAAGAGUGAUAUAUGUGCCAGUCAUAACUUUAUUAGGCUUUCCACUCAUUAGAAUGAUCACAUCUGUCAACUACGUCAUGAUUGAAGCAAAGAAAAUUGAUAAAUUACUGUAUAGAAGAUUACUGGAUAAUCCUGAUGAUAAGAUGUUAGAGUUCCACAUGAUAGCGAAGAGAGACGUUACUUUUACUGCUUUAGGAUUUUUUCAAAUCAACAGCUCACUAAUUGGAUCGAUGAUCGCAGUUGGUACAACCUAUUUGGUCAUUCUCCUGCAGUAUGUAAAAUAGAAGAAAAUUAACAUCGUUAAUUCUUGAUAAUGUAUAGCUGCUAUAAGUGUUGGAUAUUACAGAGCUUAAAUAAAUCUUUAUUAUGAUUGAA
Messenger RNA from Nezara viridula (southern green stink bug), 1063 nucleotides. NCBI's taxonomy places the organism in Eukaryota, Metazoa, Arthropoda, Insecta, Hemiptera, Pentatomidae. The record is from the annotation of a GenBank genome assembly.